AGGAGGAAAUGCACACAGACAGGAAGAAGAGCCGUCACACUGUAGGACAGGAUAAGCUGGACGUCCAGGGUUUGCUUUUGUCCCAGCUGCCUUUUCACAUCCAGUCCUUCAGGCCGACAGAGGAGCCCAGCAAACAGGCCAGUGUCAUCCAGGCCACAGGUCUAGCAUCCAGCGCAAAACCGCUUGCACUAGUCAUGCAGCGACGCAGGGACAGAGACGCACCGUCCCCUACAGACCUGCCCUUCUCCCACUCAUCCUCUCCAAAACCACCUUCCCUCACCCCGUCACCCAAGCCUCUGUCUCUGACUUCCUCUCCCACACCGCCCUCCUCCAAAUCCACCCGUCUGAAGACGUGCAAGAAUUACCUCGACCAGACCCUGCUCACCAUUAACAACUUCAGCAAACUCAAACAGUCAUCUCUACCUCAGGCCUUUCCUCCACCAUUGAGAGGUGCACAGAAAUCACAGAGCAGCCAGAAACUUCCGUUCAACAGUCCGUUUCUCCCCUCACUUCCUACGGAGAACCACCAUCACGGCGCGGUGCAGGACGCUCCUCUGGCCCUCAUCACCAAACCUCGCUCCCAGAGCACACACCCCCCUGAUAAACCACUGCUGGCUGCCACCAGCCCCGCGUUCAACACUCCCAUUAACCUCACCACCACGGGACGCACCUCUACCUCGCCCGCUCUGAAGAGAGAGAGACCAUCAUUGGUGGAGCACUUCAGGGGGGCGGAGUCUGAACUCCCUUACAGUAAAGACUCUGAUGAUUCGUUAAUGGAGGACGAGGAUGAAAAUGAUGCUUCAAAUGACAGUCUCUCAGACUCUGACAGCAAUUUAGACACUGAUUCUGAUGAUGAUGAUGAUGAUGAUGAUGAUGAUGGUAAAGAUGAAGAGAUGGACACAGAUUCAGAAAUGGACAGAACGCCACUCAAACUCACCAAAUCCUCAGUGUCUAUACUUGACUCCUCCCACAGCACUAGCCCCGCCCCUCUCAAUCUACAGGUUCAUAAAACACCUGCCACAACCACACCAGCCAUUGUGACCGGCUCUGGGAAUUCAGCCAAUCACAGCCCAGCUUUGUCAUCUUACAGUGUGGUCACACCCCCAGGGAAAAGGAGAAGAGUAGCAGAUGAAUGUGCACUGCGGAAACCUCUAGAAGAUGGAUGGCAGAGGGAGACGCGCAUCAGGAACAUGUCUGGGCGUUUGCGUGGAGAGGUAGCGUAUUACGCUCCAUGCGGCAGAAAGCUCAGACAGUAUCCUGAUGUCAUCAAGUAUUUGACCAGAAACGGGAUCAGCGACGUUACACGUGAUAAUUUUAGCUUCAGUGCUAAAAUAAAGGUUGGUGACUUCUAUGAAGCCAGAGAUGGACCGCAGGGGUUACAGUGGUGCUUACUGAAGGAAGAGGAAGUGGUUCCUCGUAUCUUAGUGAUGGAAGGUCGUCGGGGUCGUCUCAAGAAUCUUGACCCCGCUCGCUCUCGCAGGAAAAGCAGAGCACCUGACGAGAGUGAAGCUGAUGCUGUCAGCAGCACUGAGGCCAAACUACUGCGCAGACGGGAGGCCCAGGAAAUGGCGCGGCAGGCAGCUCAGAUGAAGCUGAUGCGUAAGCUGGAGAAGCAGGUGCUGGCACGAGCGGCUAAAGAGGCCAGGAGACGGCAAGCAAUCAUGGCGGCUGAAGAGCGGCGGAAACACAAGGAACAAAUGAAGAUUCUGAAGCAGCAGGAGAAGUUCAAGAGAAUCCAGCAGGUCCGUUUGGAGAAGGAACUCCGUGCUCGGCAGAUUUUGGAGGCUAAAAGAAAAAAGAAAGAAGAGGCUGAAAAUGCCAAAAUACUAGAAGCUGAAAAACGAAUAAAGGAGAAGGAACUGCGCAGACAGCAGGCCAUCAUCCUGAAGCACCAGGAGUUGGAGAGACAUAGACUAGAUAUGGAGCGGGAGAGACGUCGGCAGCAUGUGAUGUUGAUGAAGGCGAUAGAGGCCAGGAAGAAAGCUGAGGAGAAAGAGCGACUGAAACAGGAGAAACGAGAUGAGAAACGACUGAACAAGGAGCGCAAACUGGAGCUCAGACGGCUGGAGCUGGAGAUGGCCAAAGAGCUGAACAAACCCAAUGAAGACAUGUGUCUGUCAGACCACACACCUCUGCCAGCGCUGUCACGUAUAGCGGGUCUGCUGUUGCCGGGAGGAUGUUUCUCAGACUGUCUUAUGGUCAUGCAGUUCCUGCGCUGCUUUGGAAAGGUCCUGGGGUUUGACCUCAGUGCUGACGUGCCGUCACUCGGCGUGCUGCAGGCAGGGCUUCUGAAUGUGGGCGACAGCAUGGGCUUCAUCCAGGACCUGCUGGUGCGCAUGCUGUCUGCUGUUGUUUGUGACCCAGGACUCCCUGCUGGACACAGGGCUAAGACAGCUCUGGGAGACCAUGUGACUAACGUCGGCCUGAACCGGGACAAUGUGUCCGAGGUGCUGCAGAUCUAUAUGGAAGCUCACUGUGGACAGACUGAACUGGCACCGCUGGCCGAGAGCUUGAAGACCAAAGCUUUCCAGGCCCACACGCCGUCUCAGAAAGCCUCCAUACUGGCCUUCCUGGGCAAUGAGCUGUCCUGCAGCAAGAGUGUGGUCAGUGAGAUCGACAAAAACAUUGACAGUAUGACUAACCUGCGACGAGACAAAUGGGUGAUCGAGGGGAACCUACGGAAACUGAGAAGCAUCUAUGUUAAGAGGACGGGAAAGCGAGAGAGCAGUGUUGGAGGAGAGGAGGGUCAGUCCACCAGUACGCCUGCAAACAGCCGUAAACGCAAGCGCAAAGGAGGGGAGAGUGAUGAAGAUGAUGAGGAAGAUGAUGACAGCGAUGAACAGGGAGAGGAGGAUGAGGAUGAAGAUGAUUUUGUUGGGAAGAAAGGAAAAAAAGCAGAAGCAUGUGAAGAUGAGGAUGAAGGUGAUCAAAUCACAAGCAUUGAGGAGCUGGAGAGACAGAUUGAGAAGCUCCGCAAGCAACAGACUCAGAUCCGUCGGAAGCUGUUCGAGGCCUCUCAUUCCCUGCGCUCCGUGAUGUUCGGUCAGGAUCGUUAUAAGCGACGCUACUGGGUUCUGCCGCAGUGUGGCGGGAUCUUUGUGGAGGGACUGGAGAGCGGAGAGGGUCCUGAGGAAUUGCAGAGGGAGCGUGAGAGGUCGAAGAACGCUCACCUCGUCCAGGUCAAAGAGGAACCUGAUGAAAAAUACGGCACCGCUGAGAGGAAACAAAAACCUCCGCAGGAUGUAGAUUCUCUCAACCUCUUCCUGCAGAAACCGGAUUCUUUCUCCAAGCUCAACAAGCUGUUGGAAGUGGCUAAGAUGUCUUCUGAGGUCUCUUGUCACCAAUACAGCAGCCCAAAACAGCAGACUACAUUACGCAGAACACCUAACCAUGUUGUUAAACCUGAUCUCAGUGAUUCUUGUCUCCUCAACAACACCUACCUCACUAAUGCCCAACAGCAGAUCUGUAACGAGCAGCUUUAUAAGGUUCUGACAGAGAGAAACGCUCACUGGUUCAGUCUGCUGCCUCGCUCUCCAUGUGACGUCUCGUCUCUGACUGAAGGUCCACAUUCAGCAUCAUCUUCCUCACCACAGACCACAGCGGUCUCUGCCGACCCCUACAGCGCUGCGCGGAUCAAUAACUUUUCAUUAGCAGCACUGCAGACUGCACCUCUGUGUUUGCAGUUGAAGUCCGGUGUGCCCAUUGUGCCCAUUACUACACUGGACGCGACAAAGCAUUGUCCUGAGGAAUUGCAGAGGGAGCGUGAGAGGUCGAAGAACGCUCACCUCGUCCAGGUCAAAGAGGAACCUGAUGAAAAAUACGGCACCGCUGAGAGGAAACAAAAACCUCCGCAGGAUGUAGAUUCUCUCAACCUCUUCCUGCAGAAACCGGAUUCUUUCUCCAAGCUCAACAAGCUGUUGGAAGUGGCUAAGAUGUCUUCUGAGGUCUCUUGUCACCAAUACAGCAGCCCAAAACAGCAGACUACAUUACGCAGAACACCUAACCAUGUUGUUAAACCUGAUCUCAGUGAUUCUUGUCUCCUCAACAACACCUACCUCACUAAUGCCCAACAGCAGAUCUGUAACGAGCAGCUUUAUAAGGUUCUGACAGAGAGAAACGCUCACUGGUUCAGUCUGCUGCCUCGCUCUCCAUGUGACGUCUCGUCUCUGACUGAAGGUCCACAUUCAGCAUCAUCUUCCUCACCACAGACCACAGCGGUCUCUGCCGACCCCUACAGCGCUGCGCGGAUCAAUAACUUUUCAUUAGCAGCACUGCAGUUGAAGUCCGGUGUGCCCAUUAUAGAUUUGCCCUUCUGUGCUUGGUCCAAUGGAAAUUUGAGUCCAAACGUGCCGUUCUCUGGUGUUUCCAUGGCUCAGAUUUUCAGAGGCAUUCCCUCAUCCUCAGAGGGCAGUGGACACCUGAACGUCUAUAAGAGCGAUUCUUCAGAGUCUCCAGCAGAGAAACCCAUCUCCACUCCCUCAUUGAUCAUCGAGGUGCCCAAAAACCAGGAUUACCCAUCACCUCAACUUAUUCCUGAAGAGAUGUUGACUGGCUGGUGGAAGGUGACGGACGUCGAGGAGUUACGAUCUAUAGAGAAAGCGUGCCAUUCCCGAGGGAUCCGAGAGAAACAGCUGCAGAAACAGCUGCAGAAACACAUGGACUACAUCGGGCAGGUCUGCAGCAGGAACAGAGAUGGUAGCAUUCUGCAGGUUAAGGGCUGGAUGCAUCCAGCGCCGCAGUCACAGAGUGAAGACCUGCUGUAUUACGAGCACAAACCCGUCGUGCAAAACUGCAAAGACAAAAGCGACAGCGGCAUCGUACGUCGAGCGAACAACCCUCUGGAUAUAGCAGUGACGCGUCUGGCGGAGCUGGAGAGGAACAUCGAGCGAAGGUACCUGAAGAGCCCUUUAAGCAGCACCAUUCAGAUCAGACUGGAUAACGUGGGAACGGUCUCAGUACCGGCCCCUGUGCCAUCACCUGCUAGAGCUGAUGGUGACGGGGCUGAGGAAGAUCUGGCUCCAGGACUGAGACAGUGGCGUAAAGCUCUCGGCGAGGUGCGCAGUGCCAGUCAGCUCUCUCUGUGUCUACAGCAGCUGCACAAGUCCAUCGCCUGGGAGAAGUCCAUCAUGAAAGUGUACUGUCAGAUCUGCUGUAAGGGAGACAACGAGGAGCUGCUGCUGCUGUGUGAUGGAUGUGAUCGAGGCUGCCACACGUACUGCCAUAAACCCAGGAUCACCACCAUACCAGACGGAGACUGGUUCUGCCCAGCCUGCAUAUCCCAGGCGAGCAGUCAGUCCCUGAAGACCAAGCAGGCCUUGAACCGCUCAAGCGGAGGCCUGAAGAAACCUGCUGAGGCCAAGCGGCACAAGAAACCGUCUGUGGCUGGAGACUCAGAGGAGAAUUUGAGCAGCGCCAACAGCACGCCCAGAAAAGUGUCAAAGGACAUGAAAAAGAGGAAGACAGAGGACAGUCCUUCCACUAACCCGGCAAAGCAGGAGAGUCCCAAAACAUCCAGAGACCACAGUAAAGACCUGACCUUGUGCAGAAUACUCUUGGCUGAGCUGGAAAGCCAUCAGGACGCCGGGCCGUUUCUGACACCCGUCAACCCCAAAUCUGUCCCGGGAUACCGCAAGAUCAUCAAGAAGCCCAUGGACUUCUCUACUAUCAGAGACAAACUCACCAACAGCCAGUACUUGAAUCUUGAGACUUUCAUCAUUGACGUGAACCUGGUGUUCGAUAACUGUGAGAAAUUCAACGAGGAUAAUUCAGACAUCGGCCGAGCGGGACACGAGAUGAGACGCUUUUUCCAGAGGAGAUGGACCGAGCUGUUGAGGCAGAACUCGCUGAAACCGGUUCAGAUGAUGGAGAGUCAUUUACACACCAUUCACGCCACACACUCAAACAAAUCAAGUACAGGGACACAACUGUGAGAACAUCAAUGCUUUCAAAAAUAUCUUGUGAAUAUGUUGUUUUUUUUUUUUUUUUAAAUAAACGUUAAUAUUAUAGUCAAUGUACUGUAUUUAAUUUGUCUUUAAUUAUUUAUGACUAAAAAGGUCUUCACUUUCUAUGGAAAAAGAGGCAAAAUUGCUUUAAAAAUCUAAAUGAAUGUGUUUUCUUGAUCAGAUAUGAAAAAAUAACGUGUUUACAAAAUUCUGAGCUCCUAGAGAACAGAAGAUCCAUUAUGGUUACAUUAUAAAGCUGCAUUUAUGUAAAUGUGUAUGUUUUUAAUCACAAACUCCAAAACAGGCCAUCGUGACAUAUGACUAUUAAUGUUUAAUAUCGGUUCUGAAUAUUGUAUUCUGUGCACACAAGACUCCAGCAUCGUUUAUGACUUUUUAAUAGUUGUAUCUUGUCAUGUGUUUUAAUACGGCACUUUCUGAAAACAGCAGUGCCUUCAGAAAUCCUCCGUUUUUACAACUUCUCCAACCUCAAUCAAUCUAUUCCGAUGCAGGAGCAUUCAUCCAGUGUUUGCUGGAUUUUUUACAUCAUCAUUGCUAUCGCUCAUAUACAAUGCAACAAUAAAACGGAUGAAAAAACCCUCCAAACCGUAUCUAGAAAUCAGAAUUUUCUUCUAUUUUUUUUUUAUUUUGCAACUGCCUAGCAAACACUCUUGCGUUGUGACGGCAAAUUUUGCGCGUGCAAAAGUGCUGUUGAGAUAAAGAAAUCUAGUUUACGUGAUAAUUAAUGUAAUGAACUGCAGUGAUUUUUAUGGUACUAAAGUCAGAAUACUUGAAUUCUCCUGUGUGAAGAUAUUGCAAUGGAGGUGUAGCGUUCUGUUUUGUAGGAGUUUUAUUUUUCUCUAGUUUGUGUCGAAUAUUUAAUAAAAUGUUUUCAAGCAGCCUGGUUG
Molecule: messenger RNA, 6847 nt
Organism: Sinocyclocheilus rhinocerous
Lineage: Eukaryota; Metazoa; Chordata; Actinopteri; Cypriniformes; Cyprinidae
Product: bromodomain adjacent to zinc finger domain protein 2B-like
Exons: 33
Coding region: 9-5930 (1973 amino acids)
Cellular component (GO): chromatin
Molecular function (GO): protein binding; DNA binding
Source: RefSeq, a predicted model, not a curated record